Rana temporaria (common frog) is the source of this 1851-nucleotide messenger RNA. Its product is annotated as mucin-1-like. Bases 356 to 1762 code for a protein of 468 amino acids. NCBI's taxonomy places the organism in Eukaryota, Metazoa, Chordata, Amphibia, Anura, Ranidae. The transcript has 2 exons. The record is from RefSeq and is a predicted model, not a curated record.
GCAGUUUCAGGUCCAGUGAGGCACGGAGCCAACUGCAAGUCAGCGUAGGGCCGGCCAUGACAGGGUUAACAGAACCCUGGUAGCUGGGGGGGAAGGAGGAGCAGGAGCUGUGGGAGGGGAGUUUACACAUAUCUCUCACCAGCCAGUUUCCCGGGCAGACAGGCGUGGGGGAGCAAAGUUGCAUGGUCUGUACAGCCUGCAGCUGGGAUUUUCUGCACAGGGAGCAAAGCUGCAUGGUCUGUACAGCCUGCAGCUGGGUUUUUUCUGCGCGGGGAGAAAAGCUGCAUGGUCUGUACAGCCUGCAACUGGGAUUUUUCUGCACAGCAAGCGUUGGGACACAGGUAGGGGCGGCGAGAUGGCAGGGAUUGAAGCCCUGUUUGCACAGCUUAGGGCUGAGGCGGCGGUGCGGGGGGAGGACUGGCUGCAGCGUCAGCUGGGGACACUUCUCCCUCAGAACGGGGCAGCAAGCGGCGCGGCGCCGUCGGGGCCUAACCACACGGGCCAGGACAUUAUUCAGAGCGGUGGGGAAGCAGCGCUAUCGGGGCCCAGUCACACCGGCCGGGGGACCGCGCGGUCGCGCUCGUCGCGCCCCCCACGCAGAUAUUCACCCAGCCCAUCCCCUGGUCAGCAGCGGUCGGAAGGCGGCAGGAACAGGGCCCCAUCGGGCCCCCCCGCAAAGCGUGCGGCGGCGCCGGCUACGGGGGUCAUUGAGGGCCCGGCAGGGGGGACCAGGAGCACCCAAGGACAGAGGGGGGGACGGCCGGGGGGCUCAGGUACGGCGGCCGUGCCCGCCCGACGUGUGGAGCAGGUGGAGACGGGCCCGGUCAGCAGGCCUCGGCGAGAGGGAUCCCAGAUUACGGUGGCUAGCCCCUCAGCUGCUACGGCUGGCCACUUGCAGGAAGACCGCAGCAGAGUUACGCCUGGCAGGAAAGCGCCGGCAAAAUCCGCUCACGGGUCCAGGGCCCGCAGGGAGAGCGAAUCCGGCCCUGGGCCUUCGGCCGCCGGGACCGAGCUGCCCGGGGGGUCAUCAUCGGGGGAAGAGGGGCUGUGCGAGGACCAGUCGGAUGGGGAGCUGUCCGGUUCGGAGGAGGAGGUCGUGCCCAGGACGGUGCCUACAGCGAGGGAUUCCAGACGAUCGGCUGAUGGGAUUGCUUCCACGCAGCCCGGUACUGGACCUUUGUUGGUCUGGAUUUUGGGCCACUCUUACGUGGUUCGGGGGGAAAAACGGGCGGAGGCGCGCCCGACCGGUCGGCAACUGGGGAUUUCGAGACAGGAGGCGAGGGUACGGUGGUUGGGGGUACCCGGGAUGUUAUGGAGCAGAGUUGUGCCGGAGGUUCACAAAUGGGCACGUUUGGACAGACCUCCGGAUGUGCUAGUGAUUCAUGCUGGGGGCAAUGAUCUUGGGGUGAGAUCUAUGCUGGAGAUAGCGCGGGAUAUUAAAUUCGACUUUCAGCGGCUCCGGUUGUCUUUCCCGGAGACGGUAGUGGUGUGGUCGGACAUGGUGGCUAGGACAUCGUGGAGGAUGGCGAGGUCGGUAGACGCGGUGAAUCGUGCACGCAGGAAGCUGAACAGGAAUGUGGGGCGUUUUGUGCUAAGGAACGGGGGGCUGGUGGUUCGGCACCCGGAAUUGGAGGUUGACCCUUGGCGUUACCUCAGGAGUGAUGGUGUUCACCUCACGGACGUGGGGAUUGACAUGUGGGCUUUGCGCCUAGAGGAGGGGGUACAACAAGCAAUGAGGGUGUGGAGGUGCGCCCGAAGGUAAGGUGUUACCUUCGGGUGCUGGUGGCGGGUGUUUUUCGGACUUUGCAGGAGAAGAUAUUACCCCAAAGAUGGACACCAGUACCCAGUGGU